AUGAAACGGGCGAUGAGUGUCCUGCUCUCUGCUGACCUGCUGCCAACCAUAUUCGCUCACCUACCGCUGGCCGACUACUUCCACGCCGCGUCCACAUGCCGGGAUUGGCAGAACGCUCAAGCGGAGGACUGGCUUGAAGAGCCAAAACCAUUCGCAUUGUGCAGUGCUGAGCCGCUCGAGGCUCUGAGGUUGCUCGCGCAGUGCCAGGCGCGCGGAAUUCGCUCGGCGCGAGUGACGGAGGCGUGCUUGCGACGGCUGCGCAGCGCGCUGGCGCGGAUAAAGCGUGGCACACCCGACACGGAGCUUGGUGGGCUGCGACGUGCUGCAGAGGCUCAGCUCAUCCCGCAGGGCGCCCUUGUAGACGAUGCUGUGAUGCGCAGCACGGUCAACGCCGGUAUCGUGCCGCUGCUCCUUGCCAACCUACGCCAUGGUGGUGCGUGUGCCGACGACUCCAAGCUGGUGCUGCUCAGAGCGUCGCUCGGUGCAGCCCGCCACCUUGGCCGCGCCUCGCUUCUCCGCGAGGCCGUGGGCGCGCCACCGCUGCCCUCGGUCGUCGAUGCGCUGCUCGCCGCCAUCGACCACCUCAUGGACGUGUGCGCGCGUGGCAAGGCGUCAGUGAUCUUCUCGCCAAAACCGUCCCGCCGUCACCGCCGCGCCGCCGCCGCCGCCACCGCCACCGUCGAUGCCGUCACUGACACGGCGGGUAUAUUGGGUGGUCUAAUCGAGGAGAGGAGUGAGGAGCGCCCGGCGCGUGGUGGCUCGGCGCCCCUUCCGCGCGACCGCGCAACGCACUCCCUCUGGAUCGACCGAGUGGUGCGUCUCCUCGACGCUACCGCGCGCUUCUCCGACGGCGCCAUCUGCAUCGGUAGCAAUGGCGCGAUGCGGGCGGCGGUCGCUGCGUCGCGUGCGGCGCGGCUGCUGCUCUGGCUCGCGAGCAGCCGCCAUCCCACCACGGCCACUGUGUCCCCGCCAGAUGACGAUCGCGGCACUGGCCUGCUCAUAGCCGAAGACCACCCAAGUUGGCUGGCGGUGGUGCUGCGCCGCGGCGGCCUCGAGGCGGUGGCGCGCAAUCUCCUGGCGGCGGAGGCGCGCGCCGAGCGCAUGCGGCAGGGGUGGGAACAGAAGCAGUGGGCGGGCAUGCGUUCGCAUCAGUGCGCUCCGCUGCGCAAAGCCCUGACGUGGCUCGUGCGCCGUGAGGAGGAGAUGGGGCUCGGCGUGGGUGGCACCGAGGGCAUCACGGCGUGGCAGACGGUGAAGCAACGAACGAGCUAG
Molecule: messenger RNA, 1272 nt
Organism: Emiliania huxleyi CCMP1516
Lineage: Eukaryota; Haptophyta; Isochrysidales; Noelaerhabdaceae
Exons: 3
Coding region: 1-1272 (423 amino acids)
Molecular function (GO): protein binding
Source: RefSeq, a predicted model, not a curated record